This is a messenger RNA of Euleptes europaea (tarantolino), 1504 nucleotides long. RefSeq names its product TRAF interacting protein (gene TRAIP). The transcript has 16 exons. The record is from RefSeq and is a predicted model, not a curated record. Lineage: Eukaryota; Metazoa; Chordata; Lepidosauria; Squamata; Sphaerodactylidae. The coding region runs from base 71 to 1477 and encodes 468 amino acids.
CUGCUAGGUAUAAGGGCGUACUGAUGGGAAAUGCUUGACUUCCUCGUAUGCAGGUGUUAAGUUAUAGAGGAUGCCUAUCCGUGCCCACUGUACCAUUUGUUCUGACUUCUUUGACAAUGAGAGGGAUGUGGCUGCUAUUCACUGUGGGCACACCUUUCACCAUUUGUGCCUCGUCCAGUGGUUUGACACUGCCCCAAGUCGGACUUGCCCACAGUGCAGAAUUCAGGUUAACAAAAGACACAUCAUCAACAAGCUGUUCUUUGAUGUUGCCCUGGAGGAGCAGUCAGGCCUGGAUGCAGAAAAACUACAGAAUGAACUAGACCGGGUGAAAGCCCAGCUAUCCUUGAAAGUAAAGGAGAAACGGGAUUGCCAAUCUAUUGUGGACUCACUGAGAGAAGCUCUGGAUGUUCGGAACGCCACCAUUGACUCUCUUCAGAAAGCGGCAUCUGACAUGGAAAUGUUGUGUUCUACUCUCAAAAAACAAAUGAAGUAUCUAGAGCAUCAGCAAGAGGACACUAAGAGUGCAAAAGAAGAAGCCCGAAAGCUGCGAAAUAAACUGAAAACUCUGGAGAGGAUUGAGCUGUUACUGCAGGGCCAGCGUCCAGAAGUGGAGGAUAUGAUCCGUGAUAUGGGAACCGGGCAGGCAGCUGUGGAACAGCUUGCAGUCUAUUGUAUUUCACUAAAAAAGGAAUACGAGAACCUGAAGGAGUCUCGGAAAGCAUCAAAUGAGAAAUUGGAGAAGUUGAAAAAGGAAUUGUUUUCUGCAAACCACAAGAUACAGAAAACUGUUCUGGAAUUAGAGAAAACAAAUGAAGAAUUGAAAAGCACCCAGACAGAUCUGAGAAAUGCAGAUAAAGAGAUCAUGAGUCUAAAGAAGAAGAUAGAAAUCCUGCAGGAUACCCUGAAAGUGCCAUCAGUAACCAGUGAAGCACUCAGUCGGCUUGUUUCUGAAAGCCCCGCUCCUGUGGAGCUGCUCAACCCAAAGCUCCAUCGGCCAGCUCACAGUGAUGACAUUGAUCUAAGUGCCACCUUUGAUCUAAAUGCAACCUUUGAUGUGGAGACGCCAAAGCACCACCCUCAGAAGACUGUCCCCGCUCCUGCCAAAAAACUCAAACUGGACAAAAAGUCGGCUUCUGUGACAAAUCUAUCAAGAGUUCUGAAAGCAACAGUAGAGAACUGUUCAGCUGAUGCAGAAGGUGAGCAUCUAGAAGACUUUCUUCCUGCUUUCAUCAGAAAUUCAGUUCUGUCCAAGAGACCACCUGGGAGCAGCCAGCUGAUGCCACAGAGGAACACAGGAAUAGUGAGAAUGGGCUAUGACGGCCUAGGAGGCAGAACCAAGUUCAUACAGCCCAGUAUCCCUGCAGAGAUUCGCCCGCUGCCUGUGAAGGGCAAGAAAAAGAAUGUUUCGAAGCAAACAAUAGCAGCAGCUUCUGCUUCUGGCAUCAGUCAACCUAAACUAGACUACUUCCUUAAGUAACCGUGGAUUUCUUUAGCAGAAAAGGCG